Molecule: messenger RNA, 315 nt
Organism: Funneliformis geosporum
Lineage: Eukaryota; Fungi; Glomeromycota; Glomeromycetes; Glomerales; Glomeraceae
Source: the annotation of a GenBank genome assembly
AUGAUGAAUAAACCAAAGUUAUUACAAGGAAGAAAACGUUCUUACUCUGAUUCUAUCUCUACCUCAAUUCAAUCUAAUAUUUUCAAUCUGGUGUUACCUUCUCUUUCUCCUUCACUUGAUGUAGCAUUUUUAAAUCAACGACUUAAAAUUCGUUCUGAAGGAAUAAUAUUACAGAUAAGCAAGUAUUAUCAAGACUACCUAAUAAAAAAAGACAAAAAUGUUGUACAAGCUGGGUAUGGAAUUGGAUUACCAGGGAUGAAGAAAGCUGGAUUAGAAAAUGCAAUAUUGAAAGAUGUAAAACAAGUCUCUCUUUGA